Chanos chanos (milkfish) is the source of this 1356-nucleotide messenger RNA. RefSeq names its product paired box 6b (gene pax6b). Gene Ontology annotation, biological process: regulation of transcription by RNA polymerase II; anatomical structure development. The record is from RefSeq and is a predicted model, not a curated record. Bases 1 to 1356 code for a protein of 451 amino acids. NCBI's taxonomy places the organism in Eukaryota, Metazoa, Chordata, Actinopteri, Gonorynchiformes, Chanidae. The transcript is spliced from 12 exons. Gene Ontology annotation, molecular function: DNA-binding transcription factor activity, RNA polymerase II-specific; RNA polymerase II cis-regulatory region sequence-specific DNA binding.
AUGCCUCAGAAAGAAUACCAUAAUCAAGCAACGUGGGAAUCUGGGGUCGCCUCCAUGAUGCAAAACAGUCACAGUGGCGUCAACCAGCUCGGCGGGGUCUUUGUCAACGGCAGACCACUACCAGACUCCACCAGACAGAAAAUUGUCGAACUUGCUCACAGCGGAGCGCGACCGUGCGACAUCUCCAGGAUUUUACAGAACCAUGAUGAUGCAAAAGUCCAAGUGCUGGACAAUGACAACGUGUCGAAUGGAUGCGUGAGUAAGAUCCUGGGCAGAUAUUAUGAGACUGGCUCCAUCAGACCACGGGCUAUUGGAGGGAGCAAACCAAGAGUAGCGACACCAGAAGUGGUCGGCAAAAUCGCCCAGUACAAGAGGGAGUGCCCUUCUAUCUUUGCCUGGGAGAUCCGUGACAGACUACUGUCAGAGGGAGUGUGCACCAACGACAACAUACCCAGCGUGUCAUCUAUAAAUCGAGUCCUGCGCAACCUGGCUAGCGAAAAGCAACAGAUGGGUGCAGAUGGCAUGUACGAAAAGCUGAGAAUGCUCAACGGUCAGACUGGCACGUGGGGGACACGUCCAGGGUGGUAUCCCGGAACGUCGGUGCCAGGUCAGCCGAAUCAAGAUGGUUGUCAACAACAAGACAACAGCGGGGAAAACACAAACUCAAUCAGUUCAAAUGGAGAAGAUUCAGAUGAGACUCAGAUGCGAUUACAGCUGAAGAGAAAAUUGCAAAGAAAUCGAACAUCUUUCACUCAGGAACAAAUAGAAGCGCUAGAAAAAGAAUUUGAAAGAACACAUUAUCCAGACGUCUUUGCAAGAGAAAGACUCGCGGCAAAAAUCGACCUCCCAGAGGCAAGAAUACAGGUGUGGUUUUCAAACAGAAGAGCAAAGUGGAGGAGGGAAGAGAAGCUGCGAAAUCAGCGUCGGCAAGCGAGCAAUUCCUCCAGUCACAUUCCAAUCAGCAGCAGUUUUAGCACUAGCGUCUACCAAGCCAUUCCACAGCCCACUACACCUGUGUCGUUCACAUCAGGGUCCAUGCUGGGCAGAUCUGACACAGCCCUUACAAACACAUACAGUGGACUGCCACCCAUGCCCAGCUUCACCAUGGCCAACAACCUGCCUAUGCAACCCAGCCAGACUUCCUCCUAUUCCUGCAUGCUGCCCACCAGUCCAUCUGUGAAUGGGCGGAGCUACGACACAUACACACCCCCUCAUAUGCAGGCACACAUGAACAGCCAAUCAAUGGCCACUUCUGGUACAACCUCAACAGGACUCAUCUCCCCAGGAGUAUCUGUCCCUGUCCAAGUUCCCGGCAGUGAGCCAGAUAUGUCUCAGUACUGGUCAAGACUACAGUAA